AUGCGAGUCUGUCCACCAGUUUGCGAAUGGUUCAGGGGUUGCCCAAACCAAGCCCUUAUAUACUAUGCCUUCUCCGAUAAAUGGCUAUGUUGUUGUUGCAUUGGAUACACGCGGAUCGGGAUUCCGCUUUGCGCAGAAGAUGGCUGGAGACGCGGCACUUGUGUCGACACCGAGGGGCAAAACUGGUUCUGUGAUUCGCAUGCAAAUCGAUGCGAUGCCAUUAUAGAGAGAACACCAGGUCGCUGUACGGGGAAUCCGCAUCGCUGCAUGCGUGUUGGAACCUUGUAUCAAGACAACUACGAUGGCCAAUACUUCUGUAUCGGACACAUGCCAGAUUACCAAGGACCGCUCCGUAGCGAGCCGGCCAACCCACCACAACGACCUACAUUACCGCCAAUAGGACGUUCGAUGGUCUCGCAGAUUUCCAUACCUACGCCAAAUCUUUCAGACAUACAGUCAAGAACUUCAAUACCGCUGCCACCAUCGCAUGCAUCAUACCAGUCCCGAACAGUAACAACUAGGCGCAGACAGGCUCUUGGUACGAAUCGAAGCCAAGAUGUAUCCGCUUCUAAUGUCCUUGUACCCCAUGCUACACUCCCGAGAGUGGUCUCUCGACAUUCGAACCGUACUCCAUCCAUCGCCACACAGCCUCAAGGUCUUGUUGCACGUAUCGCAAGCGCUAUCUCGUCCCUGUCUGCGAUUCUUUUGUCUUCCGAAAACGCUUUGCCUCCAUCUCUCACUGGCAUCGUCCCUACAGAUCCAGACACUCCAGCAGUGGCGCCAGCAGCACCGCACUCAACAUUCCGAGUCGACUUGAACGUCUUCUCAACUGUUGUAGAUACUGAAUGUUGCAUAUGUUUGGAACCGCAAAGGAGUAUGCGUCGUCUCAUCACUUGUAGUCAUAUGUUCUGCGAAGAGUGUUUGUCGAAGCAGGUCAACGGGCCGUAUGCGAGGGCCCACGAUUGCCCGCUUUGCCGGAAAAAUAUAUUCGAAGGCACGGAAUGGGAGACGUACUGA
Messenger RNA from Alternaria alternata, 1017 nucleotides. RefSeq lists its product as hypothetical. The transcript has a single exon. The record is from RefSeq and is a predicted model, not a curated record. Bases 1 to 1017 code for a protein of 338 amino acids. Lineage: Eukaryota; Fungi; Ascomycota; Dothideomycetes; Pleosporales; Pleosporaceae.